Messenger RNA from Ruditapes philippinarum (Manila clam), 1905 nucleotides. Its product is annotated as cilia- and flagella-associated protein 221-like. Gene Ontology annotation, biological process: cilium movement; cilium assembly. NCBI's taxonomy places the organism in Eukaryota, Metazoa, Mollusca, Bivalvia, Venerida, Veneridae. Gene Ontology annotation, cellular component: cilium. The coding region runs from base 122 to 1867 and encodes 581 amino acids. The transcript is spliced from 15 exons. The record is from RefSeq and is a predicted model, not a curated record.
ACAUGUAGUCAGUGAAAAUAAUUGUUUCGUAAAAAAAAAGAAUUUGACUAGAUUUACUCAAUUUGACCCAUUUUUUCAGAUGCAUUAUAAUCAAACAUAAUAAUCUUUACCUAGCUGCAACAUGCCAGCCGUAGAGACAAUGAAUAGAGGCCUGAUGGGCCAACAUGGCCCUACAGAUACCUCGGGAUUGCUCAUAGAAACCAUGCAAAUAGAAGAACCCAGGAAAUCUCAGCAUGUACCCAACCAUGUUCUGGAAACGAAAAUAUACACAAAAAUUGCCCAGAACUCAAUGGUGCUUGCCAAGCCAUCAGUGAUACAUUUUGGAGGUUUUGAGGUUGACAAGAAACAUACUUUGUCCUUGAGCAUAGUAAAUGUUUCAACAGAAGUUAUUAGAAUGCAUGUCAUACCUCCGCAGACAAAAUACUUCUAUAUCAAAUAUACCAAAAAUGAAAGAUUGGUUCCAGGACUGACAUUAGACUGUACCAUUGAGUUUACACCUGAUGAAUGGAGAUAUUAUUAUGACUGUAUUAGAAUUAACUGCCCUGGGGAAGAAAAUCUUGUCAUUCCUAUACAUGCUUACCCUGUGAUGAGUACCAAAGAUUUCCCACAGCUGUUCAAUUUUCCACCAGUCCCUGUUGGUCAUAAAAUGACCAAGGUGUUCCCAUUGCGAUGUGAAGCACCAAUAGAUUUUGAGUUUCAGUUGACAUACCUACAGCCUCAUCAAGCAUUCACUGUUAAUCCAAUGUCAGGUAUUAUUCCUGCUAAUGGGGAGACAGAGGUUGCUGUCACUUUUUGUCCAAUUGAAUUUCACACAGCAUAUAUGAGAAUACAGUUGGUUAUUUCACAGUUCAACUCUAACCCGAUUGUGUGUACUUUUACUGGAACUUCUGUACCUGGAUUGCUCAAGGAUGAAACAUUAAAGUAUUCCUUCCAGUAUGGCGAAGGAUCUGAGGAGUCCCUAUUAGAUCCACGUAGCUUGACACCUGUAGAACGAGCUCGAAGAAAAAAGAAAAAGCUCUCCCUUCCCCCUCCCACAAAUGUCAAACAGGAAGUUGAAUAUCAAGGUGUAAAAUUUCCAGUUGAUCUAAAUAAUCCAUAUGCUGUGUCUCAAGUACUGAAUCAGGAGCCAGGCAAACUAAGGGCAAAGGAUCUCAGAGAUGUUGUUGUCACUAAAGAUUCUAAGCCAAAAGCUGCAACACGACAAAUGAAGAUCCGACAUGGUUUACAAGUGUUUCAGCUCCGUACCUUUGCUGGGACGAGUGCCGAUUUUAACUUGUUGUCCUUCUACCACGGUAUUACAGGAGGCCACAGUUCAAAUUGCCGCUGGCACAAGAGGAGUAUAUGGAUAGGGGGUGAUGUUGUAAGGGGAAUAAUGACAUGGAAAGAAAUUCCAUCACAGGGUCUUACCUCCCUUAGUAACACACCUACACUAGACAAAAUGUCUGGGGUCCCAAGAUGGGAUGAUCCCUUUGGUGAGGAGUUGUUACCUCAAGAUGUUCCUGCACUUCUUGAUAGCCUCCCAGAAGAUGAUGGUGACAAUAUUGUUGACGAUGAGGAGGAGGAUGGUAGAAGCACAUCACGUAUGUCUGUGGCCUUGACCCCUGACAUGGUCAAUGCUCAAUUUCAGAUGAUUGACCCCUCAACACCAGCAGACGAGAAGGUCCAGGUGGAUGCUUUCCCACAUGGAAACAAAAUGCCAGCUUCAAACAUUCCAGUAUCAUCAUAUGGUCCAGUACCUAGGGAGAAAAGGGAAGAAGAGCUAGAAUAUUUUAUGACAAAGAAAUACAAUCGUCUAGGAGCCAAGAUACAGUCUAGAAUCAACACCCUUAACACACUGUCCACUGAUUCUAAACUUGUGCUUAAAUAAAUAAACAUUUGUUAAGUUUGUUAUCAUUGACUUUAGAG